This is a messenger RNA of Paramecium tetraurelia, 924 nucleotides long. RefSeq lists its product as uncharacterized. NCBI's taxonomy places the organism in Eukaryota, Ciliophora, Oligohymenophorea, Peniculida, Parameciidae. The transcript has 3 exons. The record is from RefSeq and is a predicted model, not a curated record.
AUGUAAAUUACAUAAAAUUCACACUCUCCACCGCCUGCAAAAAAACAGCAUCUCAAAUUGCAUGUGUAGCCUAUACAAUUGCCAGAUGCUAAUAUGUUGAAUAAAACCACAGGCAAUUCGGAUCCAGAGAUCGGUAGUAAAUCAAUUAAAACUGAGAGAAUCACGGCAUUCAAGCAGAAUAAAAAGUUUCACAUUAAGUAAGUUUAACACAACACUCAUAACAGAUUGCAAACAAAUCAUCCGCGACUUAUGCAAUAAGAGAAUGAUGGUUUAUCUUUGAUAUUGUAUAAAUAAUCCCAGACAUCCACAGCAGAGAAAAUUAUCACAAAAUAACUAGUCAAUGAUUUGAGAAAUAAAAUAGAUUCACAGGACUCUGUCAUCAGAUUGUAGGAGUUCAAAAUUAAUAGACUACAAUAGGAACUGUUAUCUCAGAAAUAAUAUUGCUCCAAUUUAUUAGCUAAAUUAUAUUAAAAUGAUCCCAAAAGUUAAUACAUGAGCUCAGUAAAGGUUCCCAAAUUAGGUAUUCAAUUUCACGAAAACACCCAAUUCAGCUCGCAAUAACCAUCUAUGUUAAAGGUAUCCAACAACAAUGACAUUAUUAAAAUCAAGAAUCUGCUAAGCUAAAUUAUAUCAUUCAAACAAUAAUAGAAUGAUUUCAAAAAUUUCAUUAAGGAAACUUUUUCAUCUAUCAAAAACUUAAUUUUAUCCUUUGAAACAUUAUCAACAGAAAAAAUUAAAAGUGUUCAGAUGGAAAAUAAAUCCAUUUUAAAUUCUCUUGAAGAAAUGAUCAAAAUUAACAACAUACAAAAUAAGGAAGAGCUAAGCAAAAUCAAUCAAAAGGCUGAAAUCAUUUGUUAAGAAUUAGUUCUUGCUGAAUCACAAAAGGAGGUCUACUAUUAAAAAUGUCUUUCAUUAUUAAGUUGA